GAAAGGAGUUGAUGAGAGAGAAAAUGAUGAAGCUAAAUGGAAUGACGGUGAGAGUAAUUUGUGGUCAUUCAAACCAAAAAUAAUAUGGGACAAACUCAAAAUAAGGCAAAGAUUUAGAGACGAAGGGAGUAGCCGAGUAAGGCCAAUAGGCAAUAGCUAGUAGGCAUUUGCGCUCGUGUUAUUAAACCUUAUCUUGAGCUCACUAACAAGCUCUACUUUCCCAGUCUCAGGGGGUUUAGGCAACAGAUAAUUCCAGCAAAACAGAGGAACUACCCAAAGCCAGGGUAAAUGGGUUUACAAUAUGCUGCUAGAUUUCAGUACUCACCCUUGGCACUAGAAAGUAGCUUAAAGGUGUGCUCGAUUUCGGGUGGUGAUUUAUCGCUAUCAAAGAGACCCUUUGUUCAAUUUGUGAGGAGGGAGGGGAGGUUUUGCCUUUCGUCGUCGAAACAUCUAGCAAUCUCUUUACCGCGUUGUGAUUUUAGAAGAUGGAGAUGUGGAAUUGGUAGAAAUGAGGACCAAGUGAAGUCUGGUGAUGGGGAUGGUCUCAUGGAUGAAGAUGAGAGGCGCGAGUGGAGAAAAAAGAUUUGGGAUGUGAUUGAUAAGUAUCCUAAUGUUCAAGAAGAGCUUGAUCCCGAGGAGAAGAGGAGGAAGAUGGAGAAGCUUUUAGCUGAGUACCCCCUUGUUGUGGAGGAGGAAGAUCCUGAUUGGCCUGAGGAUGCUGAUGGAAGGGGUUUUGGUUUGGAUCAAUUCUUUAAUAAGAUUAGCAUCAAGAAUGUGAAGAAAAAUGAUGAUGAUGAUGAGGAUUAUGAUAGUGAUAAGGAGAUUGUGUGGCAGGACGAUGAUUAUAUUCGUCCUAUUAAAGAUGUUAGUCAUGUUACCUUGGCAGAAUGGGAGGAGAUGGUGUUCAAGGAUAUCAGUCCUCUAAUUAUUUUGGUGCACAACCGCUAUAAAAGACCAAAAGCAAAUGAACUAUGUCGAGACGAGUUGGAGAGAGCUGUGAAUAUAAUAUGGAACUGCAGGUUACCAUCGCCUAGGUGUGUUGCAAUAGAUGCAGUUGUAGAUUGUGAUCUGGUCUCUGCUUUAAAGGUGUCCAAUUUCCCUGAGCUCAUCUUCACAAAAUCUGGGAAGAUAUUAUAUCGUGAGAAAGCUAUAAGACCAGCUGAUGAAUUGUCAAAGAUCAUGGCAUAUUUUUACUACGGUGCAGCAAAACCACCUUUUUUCAACGUUAUGGAAAACAUUGAUGAAGCUGUUCCAUCAGCUCCUAUUAGCAAUGAAUCUUAGUAACACCGUCAUGAAGGUAAAGAUAGAAGUUUCUCUAGUUUCUCAGUCCUGUUGUAUACAAUGAUGUGAAGCAUGUUAGUUAGGAUCAAGAUACAUUGUUACAUGUAGUUAAAUCUGUACUCUAGCACAUGUGGUACCUCAUCUCUCUUUGAAGUUGAAAAUUAAAAGCAACAACUUUUCCAAUAUUUUCUCUCAUUAAUAUUUUAUUAUUCUUAUCUUCUAUGCUUGCUGUAUCUGGAUUCUAUUGUCUCUGGUAUGAGGAAAUUACAUGCAUUAUCAGUGUUUUCCUUCUUUCUGCUAUGAGUU
Chenopodium quinoa (quinoa) is the source of this 1587-nucleotide messenger RNA. RefSeq names its product thioredoxin-like fold domain-containing protein MRL7L, chloroplastic. The record is from RefSeq and is a predicted model, not a curated record. NCBI's taxonomy places the organism in Eukaryota, Viridiplantae, Streptophyta, Magnoliopsida, Caryophyllales, Amaranthaceae. The transcript has 6 exons. Bases 289 to 1281 code for a protein of 330 amino acids. Gene Ontology annotation, biological process: regulation of DNA-templated transcription; chloroplast organization. Gene Ontology annotation, cellular component: chloroplast stroma.